Chrysoperla carnea is the source of this 1044-nucleotide messenger RNA. RefSeq lists its product as uncharacterized. The record is from RefSeq and is a predicted model, not a curated record. Bases 144 to 1022 code for a protein of 292 amino acids. NCBI's taxonomy places the organism in Eukaryota, Metazoa, Arthropoda, Insecta, Neuroptera, Chrysopidae. Gene Ontology annotation, biological process: phospholipid metabolic process; arachidonate secretion. The transcript has 6 exons.
GUAUUUAAAUAUCCAGUUGAUGGGUGUUGAAUGCUGAUUGUCUGCCACUCUGCUAAAGUUGUUUAUAAUAAUUAAACUUGUUUGAAAAAAAAACUACUAUUUUAAUUGUUUGUUCAUUGGUGCAAUAAUAAAAAUUUGUAAAAAUGAAAUUGUUUUUAUUGUUUUCUCUCGUGUUGUUUGUGCGGGCGGAAGUCGAAAAGCAAAAUAAAACUGGUGGUUUUGGUUCAUCUUUCAGUGGCAUAACUUCAAAAGAGGGUACGAUUGAUUCAAGUGAAACACAACCAGUGGAAGUACAUGAUCAAAAUGAGGACAUAAACCACCCAAAAUUGCUAUCAGAACCACCAAAAAAAGAGAAAGGUCGUUUAUCUGGUAUAGGUCGUGGGAUUGUUAAAGCAACAGGAAAAGGAAUAUCAUCAGUUGCAGACACAGUAGGAAGCGGAAUUUCAUCAGCAGUGAAAGCAGGCACUUCAUUCAUACCAACACCAAAAACUGGUGGUUUCGAUUCUAUUAUCGAUAAAAUUCCUGGUGCUGACACAUUUGGGAAAGUUGCUGAUGAAAUUUUGGAUCGUGCUCGUGCAAUUUAUCCAGGAACUAAAUGGUGCGGAGGGGGAAAUAUUAGUAAAUCCGAUCAUGAUUUAGGAUUGUUUGCCGAUACUGAUGUUUGUUGCCGAGAUCAUGAUAUGUGCCCCAACAAUAUUGCCAGUGGGACAACAAAACACGGGCUUUAUAAUAAUGGACUUUUUACACGGUCUCAUUGUGAUUGCGAUACUGAAUUUUAUGAUUGUUUAUUAAAAAAUUCAAAAUCUUCAUUACCUUCAUCACAAUUGGGUAUAACAUAUUUUAAUAUUCUUGGACCUCAGUGUUUUAAAGAAGAUUAUCCAAUCAAAAGUUGUUUGAAAUCAGUUGUAACAGACAGUAAUUUAACAAAGUGUACGGAAUAUGAGCUUGAUACUUCAUCUAAACCAGUUUUCCAAUGGUUUGAUAACAAAUUGUUUUGGGGUGUUCCCUUAAUUAAUGGAUAAAUAAAUAAAAAUACUUCCAAUG